AUGCUUGUUGAUGAUCGGUGUACUUGCAUCAGUAUCAUCAGCGGCUUCAGUGUGGGGCUGUGCCGAUCAAGUGACGGCCCAUACCGAGGCCACUUUUUGUCGGCAGUGGGCGCCGCAGUCAUCACGUCGCAGGUGCUGGUCUUGCCCGGUGUUCUCCGAAUCUCGAAGGGCCGCGAGUCCUUGGUGGUGCAAGGAGCCAUGAUGGUUCAUGCCUUCAAGUUCAUCGGCUAUGCUUGGGCUCCGAGUGGAAAGUGGGUCUAUGUGGUUCUCGCGCUGUCCACUCCAACGUUCUGCGCCGCACCGGUUCUCUCGAGCUUGUGCACCCGGCAUGUGCCUGCAACGCAGCAAGGGCUGUGGUCGGGGAGCAUGUCGGCACUGAACACCGCCGCCAAUGUCGUAGGUGCGUUGAUUGGAUCCAGGCUUCUUGCCCUCUCACUGCGGGGGUUCCUCCCUCUUGGAUCUCCGCUCUAUGCCGGCGCAUUGUGCCACAUGUUAGCGGCUCUUUGCGUGGGUUGUGCGAGCCUGUCGGUGGACAAGAAGACGUCGGAAUCGUACGACGAAGAGAGGGCCCCUGAGUCGCUGCACGGUGCUUGA
Molecule: messenger RNA, 594 nt
Organism: Symbiodinium sp. CCMP2456
Lineage: Eukaryota; Dinophyceae; Suessiales; Symbiodiniaceae
Source: the annotation of a GenBank genome assembly